Fragaria vesca subsp. vesca is the source of this 588-nucleotide messenger RNA. Its product is annotated as RPM1-interacting protein 4-like. Lineage: Eukaryota; Viridiplantae; Streptophyta; Magnoliopsida; Rosales; Rosaceae. The coding region runs from base 1 to 588 and encodes 195 amino acids. The transcript has 3 exons. The record is from RefSeq and is a predicted model, not a curated record.
AUGAGUACUUCUGAUGAGCAAAAAAGACCUCAUGUCCCGAGAUUUGGAGAUUGGAACAACAAGGGAGACGAUGCACCAUACACCGCUGCUUUCGACAAGGCCCGAAAAAGUAAAUUGAAAGAUGGAGUGAAGAUACUAAACCCCAACGAUCAUCAGGAGAAUCCAGAAGCUUGCACCAUCGUAGAGAAAGAGAGAGUGAAAGAUGAGUUGGUGAUGAAGAUGAAACUCCCUAUUGUUGCUGAAGAGAAUCGAAAGUGCUCAUCGGAAUCUGAAACCAUUGCGCUACGACCGUCACAUAGUCGUCGUUUGAGUCACCACCGUCGCAAGAGUGAUGAAUCAGAGCUAUCUGUGUGUAGUGAAAAGCCAAUACCAAAAUUUGGGGAUUGGGAUGAGAGCGACCUAAAAUCAGGCGAAGAUUUUACAUACAAAUUCAACAAACUGAAAGAAGAAAAGAAGAAUAUAUCUGAAAUGUUCUCAGCUGCUUUGUCUUCAGGAUCAAACAAUGGUGUUAAUGCCAGAAAUCAUGAAAAAUCUUUUUCCAUAUCAAAGAUUUGCUGCUUUCAUAUAUUUCCAAGAGGAAGGGCAUAA